This is a messenger RNA of Drosophila serrata, 2736 nucleotides long. It is a transcript of the gene WASp, whose product is annotated as WASP actin nucleation promoting factor. The record is from RefSeq and is a predicted model, not a curated record. Gene Ontology annotation, molecular function: actin binding. Lineage: Eukaryota; Metazoa; Arthropoda; Insecta; Diptera; Drosophilidae. Gene Ontology annotation, biological process: actin filament organization.
UUUCUGCGAUUAAAAAAUUAAAAAAUUGUGGGCAACCAGACGAGCUCUCCAAAGCCUAAAGCUCCAACGCCAGACCCAUACCCAGACGGACGGACCCAGACCCCGGCCAAAUGAGCAGCGGUAUGAGGUCGCAGGACGGUCCACAGGCAGCAGCGCUGCCCCGGGCCAAGAUCAAUGCAGCCAGCACGCUACUUACCCAGGAUGAGAACGACGCUGUCUUCCGGCUGCUGGGCAAAAAGUGCCAGACACUGAACACCGCGGUGGUGCAGAUCUACAAGACGGAGGGCAGUGCCCACGCCCACUGGAAGAAGCGGCACACGGGAGUCGUUUGCUUUGUGAAGGACAGCGCCAUCCGAUCCUACUUUAUGCGUGCCUAUUGCCUGAUCAAGAACGAGUUGAUAUGGGAGCACGAGGUAUACGACGGCAUGCAGGUGGUUAAGUCGCGCCCGUUUUUGCUCACCUUUGAGGGCAGUGACGGUCACGUUGGAUUAAACUUCGUUUCGGAGGAAGAAUGCGACUCUUUCUUUCGCAUUGUGGACACCACCAUUGAGACGCGCAACCGGAAACGGCAGGAGAAGCGAAACCGGCAGAAGAGCCAGCAGGCACCCAAUGUGCCAGUCAAUUCCAUUUCUCAUGACGCAGGUCGCCCGCCAGCCAUCCAGGGCGGCGGCAUAUCGUCUACGGACGGCGCCAACGUUCAACUCCGGAACAACAAGAUCAACUCCAUAACCUUGACGCCCGCACCGCCGAAGAACUUCCUAUCGAGCAGCUUUGGGCUAAGCAACCAUGCCAAGGAUAAGAAGCGCAAGGUGACCAAGGCGGACAUCAGCCAGCCGACAAACUUCGUGCAUCUCACCCAUGUGGGCUGGGAUGCGGACAAGGGCUUCGCUUUGGCUGGCAAUGAAAACGACGAAGUGCUAAACGAGUUCUUCGUUAAAGCUGGGGUCUCGGAGACAGAGCUUAAGGACAGGGACACGCGCGCCUUCAUUUACGACUUUAUACAGAGCAACAACGUGCUGGCCACGGUGAAGCAGGACAGUGUGGAAUCCCCAACGGAAUCGACGCCCCACAUGCCGCCACCGGUGCCAAGUCGUCAUCAACACCCGCAGAAUGGUAACCAAAGAACUGCUCCUCCGUUGCCACCGGCAAGACUGCCGCCACCUCCAGUGCCCACCACUGUGCCGGGCGCCACGCGAGCUCCGCCGCCACCCAGCAGACCGCCACCUAUUAGUACCCAUCAGCCACCACCACCGCCGCCACCUGUCAGCGCUCCAGCAGUAGCGCCUCCACCUCCGCCGCCGCCACCACCUACUGCAGCGGCGGUGCCGCCACCACCGCCCCCACCUAUGCCAGUGGGAGAGAUCCCAGCCAUUGCGACAACACGCGCACCUAAUCAAGCAGCCAAGCCAGUGGCAUCCGCUCCGGAUCCACGCAACGAACUUAUGGACGCCAUACGCAAGGGAACAACGCUGAAGAAAGUGGACACGGCUGCCCUAAGCACUGGCAGUGGCGACACACGCAGUGAUCUGAUGAAGGACAUUCGCCAGGGCAUCGAACUGAGGCCGGCCAAGGAACGCGAGCUGGGCAGCCAACGGCUCAGCGAUAAUGGAGGCGGGACCGAUGCCCUGGCAGAUGCCCUUCGUCGGGCGCUGGCAGCACGCGGCAAUGCUAUACACUCUGACGAGGAUGAGACAGAUUCCGAGGAUAAUGAUAACGAGUGGGACUAAGGGACACGGGGACACGAUGCAGGAGCAGACACUAUUCCAAAAAUAAGCAAUAAUUUAAUAUGUGCUUUGGCAUUUUGGUUUAUCGUUGGAUAAAUCCCUGUAAAUACUGUUAGAGAAUUUUCAUACCUCUUUAAUUUAAUCGUAUCGUAACGAGUUUAACGAACGCAGACCCAUAAUCAGAUAUUGCCCGGUUUCGUUUGUUCCAACUCGCAUUUGCAUAUCCAUAAAGCUGCUCAAUUAAAUAUGAACGACAUAUUUAUAUAUAUUAUAUUUUUCAAUAAUAUACAUAUGUAUGUGAGUGAAUGACCCGCGGACCCUGUUCAGACUUCAGUGCCAAAAACUUGAGAACACCAAAACCUAUCUGCGAACUGAAAAAGCGUGUAAGCUGAGCGAAGAAAAUUUAUUAUAGCAAAUAUAUUUUAUAAAUCUAUAACGAAAUGCAAACUAAAAAUGGAAACUGUGACUGUUAAUAAAGAACACAGUUGGCAAUUGUUCAAUUACACAAGUUUAAACUAAUAGAUUUGCCCGCAAUUAACCGUACACUAAAUUUACAACAGUUUGCUCAGUAAUUAAUUGUCUCUACUUGUUCAAAUAAUAAUUAACUAACGAAAGAUGAGCUGAAUAUAUAAGCGAUGAUGUAUGCAGUUUAUUCAGACCACAAGGCUUCCCCGCGAAAGCAACGUAUUAAAUCCAGUUACACCCGAUCGAUUAAUGACCAUGUGUACUCAUAAGUAUUUCUUUUUAGUUCGAGUGCAUUUAAUGCAAACUUGUAGUCAUUUUUCUUCUGUGUGUAUUAUGUAUGUAUUUUAAAUGAAUAUUACGUAUAUGUAUUUAUUUUAUUAAAAUUUUGAAACUACUAAACCCAAUAAUCCGCUUGUCGAAGCGUGAAAUUUAUGUAUGUGGAUUUUGGAUUUUUGAUUAAUGUGUACGCAUGUCUUGACGAGUUUUGUGCGAUUUAUGUAUUUCAAUACAUAAUACUUACAUAUGCUAAUAUAUAUAAGCCAUUAAU